AUGUCUCCAGCUACCAUUGUACCUGAGAAACCAGCCGUCCCCGAAUUGCCCGAGCUUUCCAGGCAAAGGCUUGAAGCGGCCGGCAUUGACCUUUCUCAAGCUUAUCCUGAACAUCCCAAGAAGGUUCUCUACCUCCAGGACGUUUACAAGCUCCGUGGCGAGGAUCGUGAGUACAUUGACCCUGCUUCCCGUGCCGACCCGGAAAAGAAGGCCCUUUUCUCUGCGGCGAAAGAAGUGAAAGAUGUGACCGUCCACAUUGGCACCGAAAUCACCGGCCUGCAGUUGAAAGAUCUUACCGACCAGCAGAGGGAUGAACUCGCCCUCUUGAUUGCGGAGGGAGGUGUUUUCUUUUUCCGGGACCAAGAUCUGAGCCCGCAGAAGCAGCUGGAACUGGGUGCCUACUUUGGAGAAGUCGAGGCGAACCUUCAAGACGCAUACGUCCCCGGCCUUCCCGGCACGACUGGUGUCUGGCCGGCUUUCACUGCUACUAUGCCCAUGUUCGACUACUACUUCCGGAACCCGUUUGGAACCCAGCGCUGGCACACUGACAUGGCUUACGAGCACCAGCCGCCGGGUUACACACACCUGCACAACGAUGCUGUUCCCGAUGUUGGAGGCGAUACGCCCUGGGCCAGUGGCUACGCAGCAUACGACAAACUCUCGCCCGCAUUCCGCGAGAUCAUUGACGGACGCGAGUGCGUGUACCGCUCAGCAUACAAGUUUCUUGACCGUGAAGACCCCGUAGGCGGACCUAAGCUCGUCGAGCGAACACGCCCCAUGGUCAGAGUGCACCCCGUGACAGGCUGGAAGUCACUGUACGUUAACCGCGCCAUGACGCUGCGCAUUGUCGGGGUUGACCAGGGCGAGAGUGAUGCUAUCCUGAACUACCUGUUCAGUGUUUACGAAAGCAACGUCGACAUCCAGUGUCGCUUCACGUGGACGCCGGGGACUUCGGCCAUUUGGGACAACCGAGUGACCAUGCACAGCGCGGCAUGGGAUUACGAAGGAAAGGGCAAGCGACACGGCACCCGAGUUUCCAGUCUUGCAGAGAGGCCGUUCUUUGACCCCAAGGCCACCAGCAGGCGCCGUGCUCUGGGAAUCGCCAGCCCCAAGGAGUACUAG
Molecule: messenger RNA, 1122 nt
Organism: Colletotrichum spaethianum
Lineage: Eukaryota; Fungi; Ascomycota; Sordariomycetes; Glomerellales; Glomerellaceae
Product: alpha-ketoglutarate-dependent sulfonate dioxygenase
Exons: 7
Coding region: 1-1122 (373 amino acids)
Cellular component (GO): cytoplasm
Molecular function (GO): 2-oxoglutarate-dependent dioxygenase activity
Source: RefSeq, a predicted model, not a curated record